AGGAUUCGCUUGUUUCUUCUACUUCAACACAGAGACGAAUACAGUCAUUAGCAUCGAUACCACCCAAUUCUGGUUUUUUUUUUCUCUAUCUCUUGCCGUGUCGAGCGAUUUCAAAUCUCCUCGGUCUCCUGAAAUGGCGUCCCCGGCGCAGCAGAACCAGCGGCCGAAGGUCCAGCCGUGCCGGUACAAGACAGGGAAGACGCUGGGAGCGGGCUCCUACUCGGUGGUUAAGGAAUGCGUGCACAUUGAUACGGGCAGAUACUAUGCAGCCAAGGUCAUAAAUAAGCGGCUGAUGGCGGGACGCGAACACAUGGUGCGAAAUGAGAUUGCAGUCCUGAAGAGGGUCUCUAUGGGCCACCAAAAUAUCUUGACUCUAGUCGAUUACUUUGAGACGAUGAACAACUUGUACCUUGUCACCGACCUUGCUUUGGGCGGCGAACUCUUCGAUAGAAUCUGCCGCAAGGGUAGCUACUACGAGUCCGAUGCGGCCGACCUCAUCCGCGCAGUGCUGUCUGCCGUUGCCUAUUUACAUGACCAUGGCAUCGUGCACCGUGACCUUAAGCCGGAGAACCUUCUCUUCAGAACACCCGAGGAUAACGCAGACUUGUUAAUAGCUGAUUUUGGGCUGUCAAGAAUUAUGGAUGAAGAACAAUUCCAUGUGCUGACGACAACAUGUGGCACACCGGGAUACAUGGCACCGGAGAUCUUCAAGAAGAGUGGCCAUGGGAAGCCAGUUGAUAUCUGGGCCAUUGGAGUAAUCACGUACUUUUUGCUGUGCGGCUACACACCCUUUGACCGCGACUCCAACCUGGAAGAGAUGCAGGCAAUCCUUGCUGCCGACUAUUCGUUCACCCCGCUAGAGUACUGGCGCGGUGUGUCGCACACUGCCCGGGACUUCAUCAACCGCUGUUUGACCAUUGACCCCAAGGCACGACUGACGGCCCACGAGGCUCUCCAGCACGCCUGGGUCAAUCCUCCUUACGAUCCCGCGUACCCGACCGGCAAGCUUGGCUCUGGCGAAGAUCUACUGCCAACCGUCAGGAAGAACUUCAAUGCCCGCCGAACCCUUCACCGCGCCAUUGACACCGUUCGUGCAAUCAACAAGCUCCGCGAAGUUGGUGGUCUGAUGAUGGACGGGGCGAUGAGCAUCGACCCAAAACCAGAACGCGUCGAGGGUAACAAGAUCUUUGAGGAAAAGCCCAUGCCGACUGACGGCCACAUGGAGAUUGACAGUCGCAGUAAUGCGCGCGGACAGACCGAGGAGCAGAUCCGACAGCAGGAGCGCAAAGUCAAGGAGAUGGUGGCUGGCCUAUGGAGCCGCUCUGCCAACCAGAAAUAGUAAAGAACAACUUCGGAUAUCUCCUUGAAUCAUGUUUUGAAAUUUUUCCUGCAAAUACCUUUUUUUUUUCACUCUUCUCUCCUGACGAGGACUGGCCCACUACAUAUUGCAGCUUGAUCUUUGUCUCUCUGUUCAUAUCUACAUCAUCCAAGUCCGCGCAGCCUUGCUUUCUGUUUUCAUUUUUUUCAUUCUUACCUCCCUCGUAUAUUCCAUUUCAUGCUGUUAAUAUCAUAUCUUUG
Penicilliopsis zonata CBS 506.65 is the source of this 1578-nucleotide messenger RNA. RefSeq lists its product as hypothetical. The transcript is spliced from 4 exons. NCBI's taxonomy places the organism in Eukaryota, Fungi, Ascomycota, Eurotiomycetes, Eurotiales, Aspergillaceae. The record is from RefSeq and is a predicted model, not a curated record. Gene Ontology annotation, molecular function: calcium/calmodulin-dependent protein kinase activity; calmodulin binding; ATP binding. Bases 134 to 1339 code for a protein of 401 amino acids. Gene Ontology annotation, biological process: protein phosphorylation; cellular response to oxidative stress.